AUGGUGGCACGGGAAUUUCGCGAUGUGUUGAGUGUGAUAGCCACCAUUCUGUGGAGUAUUUUCUUGAUGCCUCAUUUGGUAGACAGCGUCAACGGUGUGAAAACCUGGUCAAAGUGGUACGAUGGCAAACUUCUCAACGGAACAAACAACGGAACGCUGGACAGGAUUAGAGAGUUAUUCAACUAUGACUGCAACGACAUCGACAAUGUGGAAUGCACAACAAAAAGCUCGACAACGAAUGAAACUACAACGACAACCUGGCCAGAUGGUCAAUACUUUCGCCUUCCUUGUGAAACCUUUACUGGCAGUAUCUGCGAGAUGAUAAACAGCAACCAGUGGGCGCUGGUGAUUCCCUGUAAAGAUUUUGAGAUGCGCUUUCUUUGUCACAACGCAGAUUCCACCAAGACAGAUACAAUCACACCAGACACUGUCAAUAUCAACGGAGGAUUCAUUGCUAUGGCGGCAGGCCUUUCUGUGGUUGUUCCUCUCGUGUGUGUGCUGGUCAUGCAACUAAGACGAGCUAAACGGGAGGAGAGGCAGAGAGAGCGGAGACGGAGAGAAGGAGGAGGAGAAGAUAAUGCUGCCACAGAUCUUCCACCUUCUUACGAACAGGUGUUUGGUCAGAAUUACCAUUCAGUCGCUCCGCCAGUACAUUCUAGAAACAGCAGCAUGGAUGCUCUGUUAGAGGAGAAUGAAACGCUUAGAAGUUUACCAGUUGGCAACCAGCCUAGCGGAACUUACGUAGCAGUUCGACAUCCUCCGGGUAUCCUGGGUAGUCAAAGAGAGUUAACAAACCAAGUGAUUCUAGCCGGUGCCAGGGUAAACCCGGGGUAUUCCGAAGCACCCUUGUCCACCAUAUCUGGGUCUCAUGUAGCAGACAUUGUAGUUAGUUUACUUCCUUCACAUGUAUGUUCAACCAGGGUGGACAUUUUAUUGAGCAACGGCGGACUGGACAAUGCUGACCACUCAUCUCAGGUUUCAGCAGGGUUAAGUGAUAAUCAUGUGACUAGCUCUUCAUCUUCACCACCACCACCACCACCACCUCCUCCACCACCUCCACCACCAAGAUCUCCACCUCCACCAUUUUCAUCCUGGUCUUUCAGAAAUCCAAGUACUAAUAUUGGUGGAGUCGGCAGCUCAGAAUUGCAAGAGACUCUAAGACGCCUUCCUGGAAUGCAUAUCUCUAUUGAGGAUUUUUUCGCCUCUCUGAGGGUUUUGCAAGAUAAUGAGAAUGAAGGCCCGCCUCCAUCUUAUGAUGAAGCACUGAAAAUUUUGGAGUUGGCUGCUCUUGCCAAAGAGGGAAUGAGCAUCAUCACGUGA
Candidula unifasciata is the source of this 1320-nucleotide messenger RNA. The record is from the annotation of a GenBank genome assembly. Lineage: Eukaryota; Metazoa; Mollusca; Gastropoda; Stylommatophora; Geomitridae.